AUGGCGGUGGGUUGUUUUGAAACAAAUCAAAAAUUGUUAAAAUUAGAAAGUCCGAAAAAAUCACGUUCGGAGAUAUUGGGGACGUCGUCAAUGAUAAAAAAUCGUCAAAAAACAAAUAAAUCGUCUGUUAUAAAAGAAAGUAAAUCGAAAAAUUCAAUAAAUAAUUACGAUUAUGAAAAUUUAUCAUCCAUAUUUAAUAAUUUAGAUGUCGGUGGCGGUUGUUUACCAAACGAUGAAGAAUUAGGUAUCGCAUUUGAUAAAUUUUGGGAUUCCGUUAAAACAGGUUUGGAAAAAAAUUGUACAUUGUUAGGUCCGGACACGACGUCGAUAGAUUCAAAAAUGUCACAAAUACAUAAUAGAAUAAUGUACAAUCAAGAAAUAUUAAAAUCCGCAAAUGAAAAAUUAAAAAGUAUUAAUUUUCAAACGGAAAAGCAAAAUUUUAACAUGUGGAGAGAUAAUAUGUAUAAAAAUAAUUCAAAUGAAAAUGAUGGGAGCAAUAGUAGAAAAAUCGAUAUAAAAGCAUUAGAUUUAGAAAUAGAAAAAUUAAAACGUAGAAAAUCGGAUAAAAAUGUUUUUUUAAAAUCAAGUCCGGGAGUAUCGAAUUUUCAUAAAACAAUGGAAACGACAUUAAACAUGUUGGAUAAAAUUCAAAACGUUAACGAAUUUCAAGAUAAUAAUUACGAUUCGAAUAUAAAUGAUAUUAAAAAUGAUUUUCAUUUAAGUUAUAUUAAAUCUCCGGAUGUGAUUGCAGUGUCUGACGAAGAAUAG
This is a messenger RNA of Pediculus humanus corporis (human body louse), 768 nucleotides long. RefSeq lists its product as uncharacterized. The transcript is spliced from 2 exons. The record is from RefSeq and is a predicted model, not a curated record. Lineage: Eukaryota; Metazoa; Arthropoda; Insecta; Psocodea; Pediculidae. Bases 1 to 768 code for a protein of 255 amino acids.